UCCGUGGUGUUUCGGCAUUUUCACCAUGCUCGGGUACUUUCAAACGUUAUUUCUCCUUUAAUACCACAACAAGAAGGGCCAAUCAGCUAUCCAUAAGACGCUAGACGUAUAGGAGGAAAAUCCAACAGGUGUUUUUGCUGAGGGACUACAGGUGACACGUAGAAAAUGCAGCUGCUGCUGGUGUUUUUGGCGGUGCUGCAGAUGUACAUUCUGCCGCGUGGUGGCGCUACUGCCGGGUCGGUUGAAAAAGAGGCCUGUCCAGGCGGAAACUGCGAGUCAAGUUACAGCUUCAACAACGAUGACGUCCUCAUCCGUAAGCAGCGGUACGCCCGGGGCCCGGGCGGGGGCCGGACGGACUCGGACCGGCAGGACGACUCGGACGGAGUGCAGAUAGAGACGGUGGAGUGGGAUGAAGAUGAUAUUGAUAGACCUCACUAUCACGGACAGUCAGAAAUUUACAAAGCAGUCCUGUUACAAACCGACCCGGAGGACGACCAACCCGCCCAGAAGCCCCCUCUAGCGGAAAAUGAUAUACCUCCAGAUCAAGAUCUGGACGAUUUCAAGGCCCGAAGUGCCCCCAUGGCAGAGGACAAGGCAGACGGUUCAACUGACACCGUCAUAGACAAAGACAGGGAUGAGAAAGAUGAAACACUCACAUCUGAAGCUUCAGAAGACAAGGGAUCGUCAAAAAACAAAAAUGUGGAAUCAAAGAAAAAGAGGAGAAAAUCAGGGAAAAGAGAUCAUGAUGACUUCAGUGAUCUUCACUUCCACAGGAUGUCCAGCCUGUACCAGACUGUCAUGACAAAAGGGGAGUUGGAGGAGGAAGAAGAAACCAAAGGGUCAGAGGUUACAGGUCAAAGCAAUGGAGAAGGGCAAGAUGAUGACCUUGACCUUGACGAGAGCAAAAAUGGUGAUGAAAAGGGUGAUGACAGUGGACUCGAAGAGCCAGAGGAUCUUUCUGACACCACUGCCAAUCAAGACAAUGACUUAAAUGUCGACAAAGAAUCAUUUAAUGUGUCGGAAGACAAGGGAUCGCCCCAAAACCUGGAUGUGGAACCAAAGAAAAAGAGGAAGAAGAGAAACGCAGGGAAAAGAGACCACGAUGACUACACCGGUCUCCACUUCCACAGGAUGUCCAGCCUGUACCAGACUGUUAUGACAAAGGGGGAAUUGGAAGAGGAAGAAGAGGUCAAUGGGUCAAAGGUUACAGGUCAGACCAAUGAUGAAGGUCAAGGUGAUAUCGACAAGGAAAGCGGAAGUGAUAAACAUGAGUGUUCUGAAAACUGCAACUGCCCAUCUUGUCAGAAAGGACAGCAAGAAACAGAAGAAUCUUCAGAAGAUGAAGAUAAUGAGGAUGGGGGAGGAGUCAAGAGCAGUGAGGAGGAUGGGGGAGGAGUCAAGAGCAGUGAGGAGGAUGGGGGAGGAGCUACAAGUGAGGAGGAUGGGGGAGGAGCUACAAGUGAGGAGGAUGGAGGGAGAGCUACAAACAGUGAGGAGGAUGAAGUAUACGAGGACACUGACCAAAGACCUGUAGAGAAGCUAAAUGAAGAAGAAACCCAGGACAAAGAAAGAGAAUCAGCUGAGGAGGAUACACCAAUAAACGUGAAAGACUACAUUUCCAGGAUGUUAGUAAAGUAUCGGGACGAGCGAUUGGUUCACACUCACACGGAUGACCCCUGAGACACAGUCUCACCACGGCUCAGUAACAUUACAUAUCAUACAAACUGGCUAUAAUUUAGUAAAAAGAGGAGAUAUAGUAUUCAAACAAGACUGUAUUUUGAUGACUAGAGAAUUACUACUAAAACUGUAUUUUUCUUGAUGUUUUCAAAAUCAUAUCCAGUUGCUUGAGUAACUGCUUUUUAGUGUAUUUUUCUUGAUUUUUCUAAACUGUUCUGUCAAACGCUUUGUGACCUCCAAGUUCACCCCAUUUCCUGUAUCUGGCCCUCUGAACUGUCAUUCUGCCAGUCAAUCUUCCCCACUCACAUGCUAUCAACCUACUCUGUCUCAACAGACACACAAACCCAAAGCUCAGCCACCCAAAAUAAUACUUAAAUCCUGGAAGUAAAAAAACAGUAGAAGCAAAUUCAUCAAUAAAAUACUAAGGAAUACUCUUGUACUACAGAAAAAAAAAACCUAUUCACAUUUAAAACAGAGUAACUGACAAAACUGACAAAUUUUCUUUUCUUUGUAAAUAGCAAAUUUUAUGCCAGAGAAUGCAAUAACUAAAUUAAAAGUAUGAUAUACAAAGUAUUUUGUUCUUGUACAUAAAAAAAAUUAUCAGCAUAUAAAGAAACAACUAAAACAUUAUGUGUCAUUUGUGUUAUGUUGCACUUCAGACAAUUCAACCUUAAACAUGCUCUGACCAACAUAAAACACCACAUUUCUACAUGUACUUACAUGUAGUCAAAGUACUUCUGUCU
Messenger RNA from Branchiostoma belcheri (Belcher's lancelet), 2420 nucleotides. RefSeq lists its product as uncharacterized. The record is from RefSeq and is a predicted model, not a curated record. Lineage: Eukaryota; Metazoa; Chordata; Leptocardii; Amphioxiformes; Branchiostomatidae. The transcript is spliced from 4 exons. Bases 166 to 1680 code for a protein of 504 amino acids.